Echinostoma caproni is the source of this 1503-nucleotide messenger RNA. Lineage: Eukaryota; Metazoa; Platyhelminthes; Trematoda; Plagiorchiida; Echinostomatidae. The record is from the annotation of a GenBank genome assembly.
AUGAUUCAAAGCGGCCAAAGACUUGCCGAAAAUUUGAACAAUAUGGUUGUGCUUAUGCUGAAUAUGUCACAAAAUUCCGCAGAGAGCCAGCGCAAAACUCGAGAAGAAACCAUUCGCAAUGCCCUUGAAUUAAUGAAGCGUUUGUAUAAUAUCAACCAAACCUUGCAACAGCCCAUCUCCUAUGGUACUUUUUGUAUACCAGAGAUCAAGGAGAAGGUCAAUUUGGACGCAGCUUUUUACAACUGGAUUCCACACAAUCAAAGUGGUGGUUUGCGGUUUUUCUCGUUUUGUGAUUAUCCGUUCGUUUUCGAUGCCCCAACCAAAGCACGCAUGCUCAGUCUCGAGGCCCGUAUGUCCAUGCAAGCCGCGACUAAUCGAGCUCAGGAAAAUACCCUGAUGAACUACUUUAUGUCCCCGUUCCUAGACGUGAUGUCUGCGGACAGUCCAUUCCUCAAGUUGACUGUGCGUCGAGACAAACUUAUUCAAGACACCCUCGCCUGUCUGACUAUUGCCAAGCCGAGUGACUUACGAAAAUUGCUCAAGGUGGAAUUUGACGGUGAAGAAGCUGUUGACGAAGGAGGAGUAUUGAAAGAAUUCUUCCUUCUAAUCAUGCGCGACCUUUUGAGUCCCAUUUAUGGCAUGUUUCGGUGUUAUCCGGAAUCCCGUAUGCUCUGGUUUAACGAAUUGACCAUGGAGUCCGCUAGCGUGUUUCAACUGAUCGGUAUCCUAUGUGGGCUAGCUAUUUACAAUUCGGUCAUUGUCGAUCUGAGCUUUCCGUUGGCCUUAUUUCGCAAGUUGUUAGGAGAGAAACCAGAACUGGAUGACUUGAAAGAACUGGAUCCCGUAGUCGGUCGUUCUUUGCAGCAGCUGUUGGACUAUGAAGGUGCUGAUUUUGUUGAUGUUUUCUGCCUAACGUUCUCGUUGGAUAUCGAUUUCUUCGGUGAGAAUCGUUGUAUUGAACUGAUUGAGAAUGGUUCAAACAUCUCGGUCACCCAGGAAAACAAAUCACUCUAUGUGGAGAAAUAUGUGGACUACGUGUUCAGUCGUUCUUGUGAAGGUCCAUACAAAGCAUUUGAAGGUGGAUUUAUGCAAGUUUGUGCCGGUUAUGUGCUUCACUUCUUCCGGCCCAUGGAAUUACAGUCACUGGUGGUUGGUCUGGAGGUGAUCAACUGGAAUGAGCUCAGAGAAAAUACCUCUUAUCAGGGUGUCUACUGGGAUCAUCAUCCGGUGAUUGAGUGGUUCUGGGACGUGCUACUGAUCGAGUUUAGUGUCGAAGAUAAGAAGAAAUUUCUUCGAUUCCUUACCGGAUGUGAUCGCGUACCGAUUGUUGGGUUUAGCAGUCUGAAGAUCACCAUCCAACCAAAUAACAGUGGAGACGACUAUCUGCCCGUGGCGCAUACAUGUGCAAACUUGCUUGAUCUCCCACUGUAUAGUUCGAAAGAAGUCCUGGCUCAAAAGCUAUCUCUGGCUGUUCAACAAACCGAGGGUUUCGGUUUGGUCUAA